GGAGGUCAUGCGGCUGACGCAACGGCUCUGAUGGUCGGACAGCGUGACCGCCGGCCGCCGCUGACUCGCUCUCCGAUGGAAAAUGGCCGAGGUCUUCGGUUCACUACUUCUCUCCGGGAUUCUGCUCUGUGGCUUUCUUGUGCACAUGCGGUCAGUCUGGGUCGCUGAUCCCAGUAAGAAACCCAACUUCAUCAUCAUCCUGGCAGAUGAUAUUGGAUGGGGUGACCUGGAUGCAAAUCAGCCUGGGAGAAGUGCAGGCAAUACUCCAAAUCUUGAUCUCAUGGCCCGGCAAGGACUGAGACUGACGGAUUUCCAUGCUCCAGCUUCCACCUGUUCACCGUCACGUGCUGCCAUCCUGACUGGACGCUACGGCCUGAGGAAUGGUGUCACCCAUAACUUCGCCGUGGGCUCAGUGGCGGGUUUACCUCUGUCUGAGGUCACUUUGCCUCAGCUGUUGCAGAAGGCUGGCUACUUCACUGCUAUGGUUGGGAAGUGGCACCUGGGUCACGCCGAACAGUAUGGCCCAACAAAACGUGGUUUUGAUUACUACUUGGGUGUUCCUUACAGUAACGACAUGGGCUGUAGUGAUGUUCCAGGAUUUGAUCUGCCACAGUGCCCUGCGUGUGACUCACUGGGGCCCAAAGUCAUCAGAUUAAAGAGACAUGAAGGUUGCUACAGCCAAGUUGGUCUUCCACUAUUUGAAAACAACAGUGUUGUGGAGCAGCCGCUCGAUCUCUGGACCCUGACGGAGAAGUACAAGUCUGCUGCCCUCAGCAUGAUCCAAAAAGCAAGACAACAAGGUCAGCCCUAUCUGCUCUACAUAGCCUUAGCCCACAUGCAUGUGCCCUUGGCUCCUCCACUGCGCCCCGAUACCAGCUCCGAUGGCAGCAUUGGGGUCUACAGUGCCAGCCUUCGAGAGAUGGAUGCUGUUGUCGGAGCCGUGAAGCGAGCCUCUGAUGAUACUGACGGCAACACUCUCAUCUGGUUCACAGGUGACAAUGGUCCGUGGGAGCAGAAGUGUCAGUACGCAGGGAGUGCUGGACCCUUCCAGGGAAGGUGGCAGCAGAGCAGAGGCGGGGGUUCCGCCAAGCGGACGACAUGGGAAGGAGGUCACAGAGUGCCAACAGUGGCCUACUGGCCCGGGGCCAUACAAGCCAACUCCACCAGCUCUGCCCUUCUCAGUGGCAUGGACAUCUUCACCACUCUGCUGGCGCUAGCUGGUGUAGCUCCACCUUCAGACAGACGCUAUGAUGGCAUAGAUGCGUCAGACAUUCUCCUUCAUGGUGCACAGACUGGCCGUAAGUCACUGUUCCAUCCAAACAGUGGAGCUGCUGGGAGGUAUGGUGACCUGCAGGCUGCUCGAGCUGGCAGGUACAAGGCAUUCUACAUUACCGGGGGCGCUAAGAGCUGUGGUGGGAUAACUGGAAGGCAAGAGUUCCAUGAUCCUCCUCUGAUCUUUGAUCUUGAACGGGACCAGGCUGAGGAAAAGCCCCUGGAGGUCGGGACCCUUGAAUAUAAGGCUGCAGUGAAGAAGAUCACACGACUGAGGGAGGAGUUGUUGUGGGACAUUGCUACAGACAAGUCCGUAUCUGUGGCAGACUACACCACUAACGCAUCGUCUGUACCCUGCUGUGACCUCACAUUACCCGUCUGUCGCUGCCACCCACUUGUCUGACGGCAGAAGGGCGGAGAGGGGUGAAAGAGGAGUGCACGAGUAAAGGUGUCUUAUAUAGGUGUUGGUUUAUUCAUGUGCCUGUGAGGUCAGUGACCAGAUCCAGCAGGCCACAAACAAACAGAGCAAAGAGCAACACGAGGGAAGCUGGAGGUCCGAGAGGGGCUGUUGGUCCGAUUAAAACAUAGCCAGCAUUGUAGAGCUUUGUUCAUUAACUUGUCAUUGAUGACUCGUCUGAAUCCAAACCAAAUAGUGUCAGCGUGUAACUCAACUAAAUAACCCACUCGCGUCCAUUUUCAGCUUUAAUGAUGUUACAGUUCAGCAUCUUACAGCUCAACUCGUCCCAACAGCGCCACCCUUUGGCAAGUAAAAGUGUUACUGUAGCUGCUAUAACAGUACUAUACAGAGUACAUGUAAUAUAGUAAAAAUAAUAAUGACGCAGUACACAUGGAAACUUUUUCUAAAGUACAACAAAGUAAAAAGGUACCAACAUAUUCAGCAUUCAAAUUGUAAAUGCAGACAUAAUAAACAUGUCCAUUGAGAUUCUCGGAUCUAUAGUUUUCUCUUGUUCAGCUCAAACAUCAAGCGCUUCACAUUUAGCUGCUGCACUGAGACUCCAGAAUUGUUAUCAGGUGACAUGUGACUCUGCAACUGCUUGGUCUCCAUAAUUAGCAUCUUCAAGUCUUCAAAUAUGUACUGCGUUGUUCUGAUCUCACACUUGCAGAGAGGUCGUUCCUUGAGAGAAAUGCCCGUGUAGUCCGUCACGUCCUUUGUUUUACCUGCAGUUACGUAGACAUUAACUUCAUCAGCGAUUAGAUUGGAGGAGUUAACAUAAUCCACCUAGUGUCAACAGUGCACAGUAAAAGCAGACUGACACUGUGUCAUUGAGAUUUACAGACUCAGGAAAGUGUUCUAGUUGUGUGUUUAGUGUUGGAUAAUAGAGUUUUAUCUUCAUAGAUGAAAAAGUCUUUAAGAAAAGAGCAGGAUGAAGGACAGAGUCUAGAAUGUAACAUCCUAGUUGGAUUUGACAUAAAGAUCAGCAGAUGCAGGUACAAGGGAUGACACAAUGCCGUUUUCCAUUCUCUCUCGUUCACUCCGGGCUGACGGGAGGAAAUUCAUUCUCGUCGUCCAGGCAGACGGGACCUUCCGCCAACUCGUGCUCUGGGAUCACAUCUCCUUUGUGGGCUCCUCCAUCCUCAGAGUAGCCUAAAAUAACAAGUGUAUUUACGCUCUUCUGUCAAAGCUUAUAUUCAAAACACAAAGAACCACAUAGUCUCCGGCCUGAGAAAUGUUUGGGCCACGUAAGAACGCCUCCCAGUGGACUACACUGACAAAUACAACAUCGAACAGAAGAGGGAAACUCGACUAAUAAAAAGCAACUCUGUUAUCCCUUAAUAACCCUUUGCUGAUGAAUCAAUGCUUAAUCCAACCGGUUUCUGUAAGGCGUUUUGUUCUAAACUGUUCUUUUGUACCUGUGAGUGUGGCUGCGGAGAGCGGGCUGGAAGGGAGAGCCACAGUGGCGGCGUACGACUGUCCAACCGUUGGUGGCGCCACUUCGUCUGGUUUCUCGUCUUCUUUCGUCUCCACUGUCUCGUCACCCGAGUCAAACAACCUUCAGAGUUGACAUUUCAUUGUCAGAGAGUUCCGUCGCUUAUAGAUAUUGGCUGCUUUUAAGAGAAGCACAUCCAAGUUUUAGGUGAUACACACGCGUGUUUUUGGACCAGGACACACUCGCCACCAUCCUGUGGGUCCACAUUAUAGAUGUACAGAUUCCCAUCAGAGGAGGCUACGAGGAGUCGAGGCAGCUUCUGGACCCUGACGACCCAAAACACAAUUCGGGUUAAACAACGAAUGAAACCAGCCAGAAUGACUUCACUCACGUGGUCAGGGCACAGAUGUUCUUCAGGCCAUAGGUGUUAAGUCGUACAGUGGCGAAGGCUCUGUCUUGAUGCAUCAUGUCUGACACCUGAGCAGGCAGGUAAGUGCUGGCAGCCGUGAACAUUUUGCCCACAUACGCUGACCAAGUGGGAGACUCCUCUUCCUGGCUUCUGGAAAUUCAAAUCGAUAUACCUUUUACACAUGUGAGAAAAGAUGCCUAUUGUUGGGGGCCUCUUUACCCCACAAAUUUAAGCCUCAAUUUGAGAAUGAAAAUGUCAAAUAACUGGGUCAUUAUAAUAGCUUUAACUUAGGUUCAGAGUCCGGGUAAAUGCUGUGCCAUUUGUUUCCGAUGGUUAGGUUUAGGGUGAGAGGCUGGGGAAAGGGUUAUGGCAAUGAGAGCCCCCCACAAGGGUAGAGCUACAAACGUGUAUGUGUGUACCUGGGGCUGUGCUGCUCUAGUUUGAAGAUGUGGACCGUUUCCGUGUUGCUGGACGCACACAGGAACUGUGCGUCUGCACUGAAGGACAGGGAACUGAUGCUGACAUAUCUGCAGGACAGAAACAGCUUGAGUUAGUAAGUGUGACUCAAAUGAAAACAGGGAGCAAAUUUAAACAGAAAUUAAUUACAAAUGAAUGUGUUUGUAAAAUGGAUUUUUGCUCGAGAGGUUUAUAGUGUGCUGACAAACUGAAAAUCUGUAUGACCGAACUAUGUUGACUUCUAUGGAUAUAGAA
This is a messenger RNA of Synchiropus splendidus (mandarinfish), 4281 nucleotides long. RefSeq names its product arylsulfatase G-like. Bases 83 to 1675 code for a protein of 530 amino acids. Gene Ontology annotation, molecular function: arylsulfatase activity. Lineage: Eukaryota; Metazoa; Chordata; Actinopteri; Syngnathiformes; Callionymidae. The transcript has 11 exons. The record is from RefSeq and is a predicted model, not a curated record.